CUCAGCGUGUUUCGACGUUGACGUUCAUUUUCAAUUCGGCCUCUCUUCCCGUCUGUCUCCAGGACACAAAUAUCCGUCCGUCGCCCUCUCGCAAGUGGUGGAUUCUUCCGUCCACCUUUGAGCCAACCAUCCAUCGCUGUUCCCGCUAUGCCCGAAUUCUACCCCGAAAAAGACGUCGCUGUCCAUCCCUCCGAGUCCGACCUCAAUCCUACAGACAACCAUGUUGAGAACUUGCACGAUGCUGCUGCGAAAGGCCAUGCCGCCACUGACAGCCACGGAAACGCGUUGAUUGUCUUUGACAAGGAUGCUGAGGCUCGUCUGCGCUGGAAGAUUGACCUCUACAUCGUUCCCACCGUCGCCCUCCUCUACCUCUUCUGCUUCAUCGACCGCGCCAAUGUCGGAAAUGCUCGUCUCGCAGGCCUCGAGAGAGACCUUAAGCUCAAGGGCUAUGACUACAACCAACUCCUCAGUGUCUUCUACGUCUCCUACAUCGUCUUCGAGAUCCCCUCCAACAUGAUGUGCAAAUGGGUCGGCCCCGGCUGGUAUAUUCCCGCUAUCUCGCUGGGCUUCGGAAUCGCCUCUCUCGGCACCGCAUGGGUUACAAACCUGUCUGCUGCCUGCGGUGUGCGCUUUCUGCUUGGUAUUUUCGAGGCUGGCAUGCUGCCUGGUAUUGCCUACUAUUUAUCGAGAUGGUACCGCCGUUCAGAGCUUGCGUUUCGCCUGUCGCUAUAUAUCGUCAUGGCACCCCUAGCCGGCGCGUUCGGUGGCCUUCUGGCGUCUGGCAUUCUCAAGCUUGAGUCGUUCGCGGGUCUACGCGAAUGGCGCAUGAUCUUCGCAAUUGAGGGCAUCAUCACCAUCUGCCUCUCUGUCAUCUCAUUUUUUACCCUGACUGACCGGCCUGAAACCGCACGCUGGCUUUCACGGGCAGAAAAGGACCUGGCCAUCGCCCGCGUCAAGAGCGAGCGCGUCGGCAUUACCGAAGUGCUCGACCGCAUCGACACGGCCAAGACGCUUCGCGGUAUCUUCUCUCCUGUCAGCAUCGGCACCAGCUUGAUCUUCCUGCUCAACAACAUUACGGUGCAGGGUUUGGCCUUCUUCGCGCCUACGAUUGUGCGCACCAUAUACCCCAAAAACACCGUCAUCUACCAGCAACUGCGCACCGUGCCGCCCUACGUUGUCGGCGCAUUCUUCACCCUCCUUUUCCCGUUCCUGUCGUGGCGCUAUGAUCGGAGAAUUAUCUUCUUCAUCAUAUCCUCGCCCCUCGUCAUGAUCGGCUACAUCAUGUUUCUUGCCUCCACAGACGCCCAAACGCGCUACGGCGCUACGUUUAUCAUUGCGUCUGGCGCAUUCUCCUUUGGCGCGCUGUGCAACGCCCAGGUGUCGGCAAAUGUCGUGUCCGACACGGCGCGUUCCUCAGCUAUUGGCCUUAACGUCAUGAUGGGAAAUGUCGGAGGCUUAGUGUCGACGUGGUCCUUCCUGCCGUUCGACGGCCCCGACUACCAUAUCGGUAACGGUCUCAAUCUCGCGACCAGCAGCACCAUAUUGCUUCUGAGCUGUGCGCUGCUGUGGUGGAUGAAGAGCGAUAACAAGAGGCGCGGGCGGCGUAAUGUCGAGGCCGAACUGGCCGAACUGGAUCAGCGCAAGGUGCAGGAUCUGGACUGGAAGCACCCAGGUUUCAGGUGGAAGCCGUAGUUUGAGGACGGGGUCAUACCUUUUAUAAAGAGUCAUUGCACGGGGUCACGAUGAGAUGUCUGUAUAUUUUUGUUCUUUUGACUGUGUAAGGGCUUGCGGUCUGUAUAUAACGCGCUAUGCAUGUCUUCGAUACAUCAGUAC
Pseudovirgaria hyperparasitica is the source of this 1833-nucleotide messenger RNA. RefSeq names its product MFS transporter. Bases 148 to 1692 code for a protein of 514 amino acids. Gene Ontology annotation, biological process: transmembrane transport. The record is from RefSeq and is a predicted model, not a curated record. NCBI's taxonomy places the organism in Eukaryota, Fungi, Ascomycota, Dothideomycetes, Acrospermales, Acrospermaceae. Gene Ontology annotation, molecular function: transmembrane transporter activity. Gene Ontology annotation, cellular component: membrane. The transcript is spliced from 3 exons.